Capra hircus (goat) is the source of this 3347-nucleotide messenger RNA. It is a transcript of the gene RBM23, whose product is annotated as RNA binding motif protein 23. The transcript is spliced from 12 exons. Lineage: Eukaryota; Metazoa; Chordata; Mammalia; Artiodactyla; Bovidae. Gene Ontology annotation, cellular component: nucleus. Gene Ontology annotation, biological process: mRNA processing. The coding region runs from base 815 to 2239 and encodes 474 amino acids. The record is from RefSeq and is a predicted model, not a curated record. Gene Ontology annotation, molecular function: RNA binding.
UUUUUUUUUGAUAACCUCUUUCAGUGUAAUUAUUUUGAGAUUUAUCUGUGUUACAUAUUUUGAUAAUGUUGGAGUAGUAAUCUUUGAAUAAUUUAUCCUGUUCAUUUCAUUUGGUGUCUUCUGUUUUUAUUAUUUGACAGACCUGUGACAAAACACUUAAGAAAGACCAUAGCUAAAUAUGAAAGCUUGGGGCAGGCAAGAAGUCCUACUGUAUGUCCCUAGACAGAAAUGCUUCAGACUGGGGCUGGUUAAGCCAUCUUAAUCAUAGUCUUUCUGAAUUACUCAAACUCUAGUUGGUGUUGUACAGAAAAUGCUUAAUGAUGAAUCCCCUCAUUUGUGUGUGUUUGGGUCAGGGGUGUGGGGAAAAGCUUAGGACAAAUUACUUUGCCUUAGGUAUUACUUUGUCUUGCUUUUAAUUUUUAUUCUUGUAGUCUUACCUUUUUAAUGGAAUAUGUGCCAAUUUAAGUUUAAAGCAGUUAUUUAUUCAGAAUUUUGAAUAGUAGAAUGGAGGCCAAGUGCCCACUAUAAAUAGUAAGUUUGAGUACCUGCAUUUUCUUUUAACAGGAAAAGGACUGUAUUAUAUUUUGUCUCUAUCUAGACAUCUAAUUUUCUUCUAGACCCUGACCGUUUAUAAGCCACAAAGCAGAACUAGUUCAGAUCUGUAAGGUGCAAAAAUAAAUGUAGGGUAAGCAACAGCUGGUAAGAUACCUUUGGAGUUCGAGAAACAAAACUGUAUGUUCUGGUGUCUGUUUUCUUCAAAGGGGGAGGGAAUGUGGGGUGCCGGAAGGGGAGGAAAAAUAUAAAUGAGGUUCUUAUGUAUCUAUAUCUUUUCCCCAGAUCUGCUACAAUGGCAUCUGAUGACUUUGAUAUAGUGAUUGAGGCCAUGCUGGAGGCUCCCUAUAAAAAAGAGGAGGAUGGGCAGCAAAGGAAAGAGGCUAAAAAGGACAGUCCCAGCAACACGACCAACAGCACCAGCAGCGUUGACACCAGUGGCUGUGGUACUGGUGGGAGCAAUGUCACUGAUGGGACCGGCGCCACCAGUGGAAACGGCACGAGUGGGGAGGCAAGCACGAAGAAGAGGAGUCGGAGCCAUAGUAAAAGCAGGGAGAGAAAACGCAGUCGUAGUCGAGACCGGGAUCGUCACAGGCAGAAAAAUAGUCGGAGCCGAAGUCGAGAUCGGCAGCGUCGCCACCGCAGCCGUAGCUGGGAUCGUCGACAUAGUAAUGAGUCACGAAGUCGAGACUGGCGUCGUGAGGAUCGUGUACACUACAGGAGUCCACCGCUUGCCACUGGGCGUAGGUAUGGACACAGUAAGAGUCCUCAUUUCAGAGAGAAGAGCCCAGUCAGGGAGCCUGUUGACAACUUGAGUCCGGAGGAGCGGGACGCCCGCACAGUGUUCUGCAUGCAGUUGGCUGCCCGCAUUCGGCCUCGAGACCUGGAGGACUUUUUCUCUGCUGUUGGCAAGGUUCGAGACGUCCGUAUCAUCUCAGACCGGAACUCACGUCGGUCUAAAGGCAUUGCCUAUGUAGAAUUCUGUGAGAUCCAGUCUGUGCCGCUGGCCAUUGGGCUGACUGGGCAGCGGCUGCUAGGAGUGCCAAUCAUUGUACAGGCCUCACAGGCUGAGAAAAACCGCCUGGCAGCCAUGGCCAAUAACCUGCAGAAGGGCAGUGGUGGACCAAUGCGCCUUUAUGUGGGCUCCCUACACUUCAAUAUCACUGAGGACAUGCUCCGGGGCAUCUUUGAGCCCUUUGGCAAAAUUGAUAAUAUUGUCUUGAUGAAGGACUCAGAAACAGGCCGCUCCAAAGGUUAUGGUUUUAUUACGUUCUCUGACUCAGAGUGUGCCCGACGGGCCUUGGAACAGUUGAAUGGCUUUGGGCUUGCUGGUCGACCUAUGAGGAUUGGCCACGUGACCGAGCGACCGGAUGGUGGCACAGACAUCACUUUUCCUGAUGGAGACCAGGAGCUAGACCUGGGAUCAGCGGGUGGGCGUUUGCAGCUCGUGGCCAAAUUGGCAGAAGGCUCUGGAAUCCAGCUGCCAACCAGCACUGCUGCUGCCGCUGCUGUGGCCCAAGCUGCUGCUGCUCAAGCUGCUGCCCUGCAAUUGAAUGGAGCAGUUCCCCUGGGCGCCCUGAACCCAGCGGCUCUGACUGCUCUGAGUCCGGCCCUGAACCUCGCCUCCCAGGCGAUCGCCUCCCAGUGCUUCCAGCUUUCCAGCCUCUUUACCCCCCAAACCAUGUGAGUCACAAGGCCCAACUCGCGUCAGUGUUCAUAGUUAUUUUCUUUCCUUCAGCUUCCUGUUUACAUCUCCUCCUUGCCACAGGUAAAUCAGUGGCUUGGUCCACUGCCUCCCUGUGCCUCUGGGUCUUGCCACUCCCUGCUCCACAUCUACCCUUCCACGGCCCCUUCUCUCCGUUUUGUGGACCAAGCCAUUCUGAGGGCAUGAACACUGACGGUGGGGGAACUGGGGGCCCCCCUUAGACACCAAGAAGGGCUCCUACCCACAACAGCCCCAGUGGAAAUAGACUCUGCUGAUCAAAGCCGCUGGUCGAAGAGAACAGCAUCUUCACUUGCGUUGAACAUCUGUUUCUCUGUGUUCAUCAUCUCCUGGGAUGACCUUCAUUGUCCUUCCCAACCACCUGUUACUGAUUCUUCGAUUCCUGCCCCUUUGGGAAGGCGAUAGGGCAUUAAGUGAAGGAACUGAUUGCUCUCUUCCUGUACCUUUAUCCCGCAAUCUGUCACAGAAAUCCCCUGAAACCUCUGGUCUGGGAGGACUUUGGAGUGUGAGGGGUUGAACCUUGCUGCUACAGGGCCCUGGAAGGUAGUGUGGACGUGUGCAUUGGGAAGCCUGCCUUAGACCUCACCUUGGGGCCAGAACUGCUUCUCUGAGCUCAGGAUCUUGCUGGGAGGUGUGGGAAUAAUCUGCCAGCCAUUUUGGGUGUCUUUGGGGUAUUCAGGAGUUUAAUGAAAGGUAGGGUACCUUUCUGGUACCAUCCAGCUUUGUGUAGUUGUCUUUUCCUUUGGUCCAGGGUGGGAAUAUGGAGGGGAGACUGCUGCUCUCCACCACUUCCCUGUGCCUCUGAAGACUGGGCUCAGGCCCAGCUGUUAAAGCUACUCUUGUCCCCUUGAUGGACACAUAUGAGCCCUUCUCACUGGAUUUUAUACCCUGUGUCUGUGUACAUAAAUAUAUAUAUAUAUAUAUAUAAACUUUGUACAAAAGGUAUGUCCCACUGUUGUGGCGGCCACUGCCCAUAUGUGUGUGGUCUCAGUCCCUUAGUGUGUGUGUCUGAUGUUAACUUCUGAGCCAACACCACGAAUGGUUCUUGGGAUAUAAAGUAUUUAUAAUGUCA